Molecule: messenger RNA, 849 nt
Organism: Colletotrichum gloeosporioides
Lineage: Eukaryota; Fungi; Ascomycota; Sordariomycetes; Glomerellales; Glomerellaceae
Product: Nicotinamide mononucleotide adenylyltransferase
Exons: 1
Coding region: 1-849 (282 amino acids)
Cellular component (GO): cytoplasm; nucleus
Molecular function (GO): ATP hydrolysis activity; nicotinamide-nucleotide adenylyltransferase activity
Source: RefSeq, a predicted model, not a curated record
AUGUCUCGCAAAGCGCUCGUCGAUUUCUUCUCCCGCUCCCUAUCGUCGUUUCAAUCGUCCCAAGAAUCCUUCAGGGUCCUCUGCACCCUCCCCCACCACCGCGAAGAUGCCGCGCCGUCCCCAUCCCCGCGCCGGCCGCAGCAGCCCGUGAAGCGCCUCGUCGUGCUGGACUCGAGCUUCAACCCGCCCACGCUGGCGCACCUGCGCAUGGCCACGUCCGCGCUCCAAGCCGGCGGCGGCGCGCGGCUGCUGCUCCUCCUGGCCGUGAACAACGCCGACAAGGCCCCGAAGCCGGUCGCCUUCGCGGUGCGGCUGGGGCUGAUGUGCGCUUUUGCGGAGGACCUUCUCACGCAGGGGGCGAGGGAAGGGUUGGAGGUUGAUGUGGGCGUGACGACGAUGCCGUUUUUCCAUGGCAAGGCGCGCGCGGUGGAGGGCAGCGGGGUUUAUGGGGACGGGGUUGAGCAGGUGUAUCUGGCGGGGUAUGAUACCCUCAUCCGGAUCUUCAACCCGAAGUAUUACCCCGAGGCGGAGGGGGGUAUGAAGGCUGCGCUGGGCCCGUUUUUGGCACGGGGGAGGUUGAUAAUUAGUUUGAGGGUUGGGGAUGAGUGGGGCGGGGAGGGGGAGCAGCGUGGGUAUUUGGAAGGUUUGAGGGAGGGCGGGUUGGAGGAGUUGGGGGGCAAGAGGGAGUGGGCGGAGAGAGUCGAGUUGGUGACGGGGACGGAGGGAGAGGUUGUGAGUAGUUCGCGGGUGAGGGAGAUGGCUGGGCGGGGGGAUGAGGAGGGGUUGAGGGGGUUGCUUGGGGAGAGGGUCAGGGGGUGGGUUCUGGAGGAGGGGUUGUAUCGUGAGUGA